GCUUUCUUUGGGCGAGGAAGAACAAGGGGUUAGUGUAGUAUUGUUGCUCCCAAACAGGCCUGGCAGCAGCAGGAGUAGUUAAACAAGCUGAGAGCCGCGCUUCGUUUCGUUCCCGUUGUUUCCCGGUGAAGGAGACAGCUUACGGUACCGUCAGGAACAUCGCCGCGACGUGCUCGGAGCUCGGCAGGGAACAAUGCCAGGCAAAGCCGCGGUGACAGCGGCGCUUAAGUCCAGUGCUAACGCCGUUACAGCGACCCCGCAGAAGUCCUUCCCUUUUGUUUUAAAGAAGAUCAUGGACAUUCCUCCUCCUAACAUACUGGAGGAAGGCGACGACGACAUAGAGAAAGAGAAGCUGUGCUCAUCAGAGGAUGUGGAGGGAGGCGAGGCUGGAGCAGCCAGUGCUGGUGGAGGUUCGAGAGGAGGAGGAGGAGGCGGCGGCGGCGGUGGUGGUGGAGGGGUAUCAGCCUCCUUGACCCCAGCCAUUUGGGAGAAGACCAUUCCCUAUGAUGGGGAGACCUUCCACUUGGAGUACAUGGACCUGGAUGAGUUCCUCCUAGAGAACGGGAUCCCUGUUAGUCUGGAGGAGGAGGAGCUGCAGAAGAGCCUGACCUCAGCGCUAGGCAAAGGCAGAUCCAUCCCCAAGGUUACUGCCACAGCUACUACUACUACACUCGCAGCAGCUGCAGUCUCCGACUCAGUAUCUUCCCCCUCUGUCUCCGCCACCUCUACAGUCCCGUCAGAUCCAGAGGAAACAGUCACAGUCACUACGUUACAAAUAGCUAAACUAGAGGAGGAAGAAGAAGAAGAAGAGGAGGAAGAACAACAAGAAGAGGAAUCUUUGUCUGAGGAGGUGACAACAGAACUGGAAGUGAAAGAGAAGAAAACCGAUCGUAAUCCUGCAGAACGUAACACACCUUCCCCCAUCGACCCAGAUGCCAUUGAGGUGGACGUUAAUUUCCAGCCGGAUCCCACAGACCUGGUCCUGUCCAGUGUGCCGGGGGGAGAGCUGUUCAACCCGCGCAAACACAAGUUCUCGGAGGAGGAGCUGAAACCACAGCCUAUGAUCAAGAAGGCCAAGAAAGUGUUUGUUCCUGAUGAAAAGAAGGAUGAGAAAUACUGGUCCCGGAGAAAGAAGAACAAUGUAGCUGCAAAGCGUUCUCGUGACGCACGGCGGCUGAAGGAGAACCAGAUCACGGUGCGCGCCUCCUUCCUGGAGCGGGAAAACACGGCACUGCGGCAGCAAGUGGCCGAGAUGCGGAAGGACUGUGGUCGCUGCAAGAACAUCCUGGCCCGGUAUGAGGCUAAGUACGGCCCACUGUAAAGAAUUCAAUAAAACCCACAAAGUCAAGAAUCAAUGAGACAAAAAGACAGAACUCCCUUUCCCGCAGAAUUCAACUCCGACACAAACACCAAGCGAAUCUAAAUUUGCACUGUUGUCUUUGCUGACCUGCAGUCCCUGUGUCGAGCUCCAGUUGCUGUUUCUGACUAGAGUUUUAGAUACACACUGGCAGGUAGUGAGGUGUGAUUGGAGUGGUGGUCACAGGAAGGCCUGUGGAGAGCGCCUGGCUCCUACACUCCCAAGAGGAAGGGGGACGAUUGUGGAUACUCCCAUGGUCAAACACACGUGGACAAUAUGGUAAUGUCUCAAGGUGGCUUCAGAAAGUCAGGAAUUAUGAAAAGAGCAGACGGGUACAAAAAGAAUCAUAGGCAUUUUCAAUACUACGCAAAUCAGUUUGAUUCUCUGCACAGCACUUCUUAGUGGACCAAAGCAUGAGAAGUGUCGGUUAGAAUUUGUUUUUAGAAUGGUGCACUCUUGCCGUCCCUCACAUUUUCCUUGUAUUGCACUUAUGUUUGUGUCUAUACUCUUUUAAAAUCCUCUGGCUGAGGCUCAGAGGGAGUACGUUGAUUAACUCAUGGCAGCGUAGGAGAGGAACAGAUGAAUCCAUGGAAAAAGGAGAAUGAGACAGAUUCACAGUGAUACUUCCAGGCUGAAGAGAAUAAAGCAAAGACCUCAGGUCAGCAGAGGAGAAAAGAGAGUCCGUUGAGUGGUGUUAUUCAGUCACAGUUCUUCCUUGCGCUGUAUGUGUGUGUGUGUGUGUGUGUGUGUGUGUAUAUAUAUAUAUAUAUAUAUAUAUAUAUAUGUAUAUAUAUAUAUAUAUAUAUAUAUAUAUAUAUAUAUAUGCACCACAUAGAUAUGUGCUUGUGUGUUGUGUUUGCACUUUUUCUUAAAAAAACAUGCAGGUGUCUAUCUAAUUUGCCACAACCACCAUGGGAGACCCAGUAUUUUGUGAGGGAGGAAAAAACAUGCAUGACCUAAAGUUUAAAGCUACUAGUUUCCUUUUCCACCAAGCUCAGAUCAGCUUCCAGAGCCUCACAUGACAUUUAGUUAAAGAAGACAUAUUGUGAGGUUUCCUUUAAAAGACGAUGAUUUUACAAAUGGAUAGAGAGAGUAGCUCUAUCUGUAGGUUACCAUUGAAUGCAUAUGUCUGAUGAUCUCCGGGGGCCCUCACUGGUGGAGGGGUAUGUUCACAUGUAGGGAAGUUUAUUUUACUGCACACGGCAGGUAGAGGGCGCCAGAGCCACUGCCUGCCUGGUCAUGGUGUAGUGAUGGCUGGAUUGAGUUUGAAAAAAUUUUAAGCAGGCCCAAAGUUGACUGCUUCUAAACUUUGUAAAUACAUGAUUGUCUCAUGGUCUUUAUUUCCAAGAUGGGGAUAUUCUGACUGUGUCUUUAUUAGCCCAGUACUAUUCCUUACAUUUGCCAAAUAGUCAAUGAGUGCUGUAUUUAUUCUGAUGGUAAUAAUGCAUCUGUUGAUUGUGACGUAUAACAAUAUGUCAGAUAACUCUAUUUCCUUUGAGGAACAAAACUUCUAAUGAAACCAAUGCAGGGAAUUCAAUGGUUAAACUGUGCUUUUGGAUGUUUGUUUUAAAAACAGAUUUAUAUAGUUUUAUGGUGUUUCCUCUAUAUACAUACAGUAUGUGUCUGAACACAAAGGACAGUGCACACUCCUAUUUACCUCAUCCAACACUUCCUAUUUUGAAUGGUUGAAGGUUUAGUAGGGCUACGAAGUGGUGUUGGUUGAAGCAGAGAGCACACAAAAAGCAGCUUAGUUCCAUUUUGCAAAACCUUAAAUCCGAGUUGAUAAAUUGAGUUCUUUUUGCCAAAGUGGCUGAGUCUGUGUCUAAAAUGAGUAAAAACAUUACAGACUGUUAUAGGACUCUACAUCUCAAGUGUCUUUGGCCGAUGCAGAUCGGUCAACUUGUGCUCAUUAUUGCCGUAAUCUUGGAAAGAAAAUAACUGUGGCAAUAAUACUGUUAUGUAAUGCUUGUUUUAUUUCUGUAAUGAUGUUGUAUGUAAAAUUGCUAUGAUGUACUAAAUAGAAUUGCCCCAAAGUCAUUUGUGCUUCCAGUUUAGAUCCUCCGUAGUCUAGGAUCCUAAUGCAUGAAACCCAGUUUACUUGUCUUUUUUUUUUUCUUUGAAUAUUUUACACCAAGUGUACUUAAUGUCUGUAAACCAUCACUGAAAACAAGCUAUGUUUUUGGAUGGGUAGGUCUCUUGUACAGUCCUGUCACAAGAACAAGUAGAGCAUCUUUGCUGUGAGGCCCUGUGUUUAUGACUUGCAUAAUAGCGCCACCUAUCCUUGUGCAGCCAGUGCUUGACCUUGGGGCGAACAUCAGCUGAAAACAGCAUCUUUUGAUCACUGUAUGGAUUGUUUUAUAUUUACUAAAGGUUGAUCUAUAUCUAGAUACACUGGAUCAGUUGGUGAUUUUGUGUUUUCUUGAUAGAUUCUGUGUUUGUUUUUGUUUCCUGAUGGUGUAGUAUAACAGACAUUUCUUAGCAAUGCGUUAGCAAUGUUUUUAUUUUGCACUGACAUUCAAACUUUGCAUUGACUGCAUUAUGCUGUUUAUACAUCAAUGUAGUUGAUGAAUACAACCUUUAGUUCUCAACUAAAUUAAAAAUGUUCUGCAUAAGGCAGAUGAAAGGUACUGGCCAAGAGAGCAGUUCCGAAGACGACAAAUCAAGAUCGUUAAUAGUACUGCAUACAGUAUGUAGCAAAUGCUUUUUUUAAAUUUGAUGCAUAGCACCUCAAUCUACUGGCUUGCACCUCACAAACCUGCUCAUUGAUGAUUGAUUUAGCAGACUGCAAAUCCUCCAGGAAGGAAAAUAUUAGCAGCAGGUUAGAUCUGCAAAUGUAGAUAUGUCUGUCGCCACCUACAGACAAAGAUGGUAAUAGCUGCUGCACUUUUGCCACCUGUAGGAAAUAAAUGUUACAACUCAAUUUUUUUUUCUUGACAGCAGCUGUUUUCUCUGGGUUUUUUUAAUAUAUUUUUUAAUAUAACCCUAUUUCAAUUGUUAGCUAAAAACAAAAGGAACAUAAAUGUUUCACAGUAACCGCUGGUAACAGUAACCUCCUGUAUGGCCGCAAAUUAAGCAUGAAAGUAUUAAUUGACCUGUCCAGCGUGAACAUUUUACCAAUAAACAACAGAUGUCAUGAGAAAUAAAAUCACCAAGUCUGAUGAAGGUUUGCAGGUUCAAAAUGUUAAAAAGUAAAUGUCACACACAGCAUAUUUUUAAAAAUACAGCUGUUACACUCUACUUUACCUGCAGAAUGUGCAAAUUAAAGUCUACAUCUGAUUGUCUAAACUGCUGUUUUCAGGUUCUGGUCUGAAACUAUUGGCGCUGACUUUGAGCGCUUCGCAUCAAUGACACUAUGUCCUUGUUUGAUAAGUCUGUAUUGUAAAAGUUUAAAAAAAUGUUGUUUUGCUUUAUUUUCUCUUUUUAUAUAAAUGUGUUUUUGUAUUGUCCUAACCAUGUACAGGAUACAUGCAACUGCAGUACCAUAGUACAGUCAUACCUGUACCUUGUAUCAUGCAUAUGAAAUAAAUUGGGAUUUAACAUGUGG
Molecule: messenger RNA, 4901 nt
Organism: Micropterus salmoides (largemouth bass)
Lineage: Eukaryota; Metazoa; Chordata; Actinopteri; Centrarchiformes; Centrarchidae
Gene: tefb
Product: TEF transcription factor, PAR bZIP family member b
Exons: 4
Coding region: 194-1321 (375 amino acids)
Biological process (GO): regulation of transcription by RNA polymerase II
Cellular component (GO): nucleus
Molecular function (GO): RNA polymerase II cis-regulatory region sequence-specific DNA binding; DNA-binding transcription factor activity, RNA polymerase II-specific
Source: RefSeq, a predicted model, not a curated record